UGACGUGUCAUUCUUGUUGACGUUGUCAUUUAUUUUGAGUUAUCAAAUAUUCGAAUAGAAAUUUUAUCCUGUAACUUGUAAUUCCGACUAGUAAUUCACCGCAAUGGACUUCUUCACAUCAAUUCCUACCCAUAUUGAUUACGUCGGUCAAGCCAAAGCCGAAAAAUUAUAUAGAGCUAUUAUUACACUGUUCAGUAUUGUUGGAUUUGUUUGGGGCUACAUAGUUCAGCAGUUCUCCCAGUCUGUAUAUAUCCUUGGCGCCGGCUUCAUCUUGGCUGCGAUCCUGACUCUCCCACCUUGGCCCAUGUAUCGUCGUAAUCCACUAAACUGGCAGAAUCCUAGAAAUACAGAGGAGAAACCAGCAGGCAAAAAAAGCAAGAAAUAGAUUCCAGUUGGCUGUGAUUAAGUAUAAAUCCGUUUUAUGUUAAUCUCAAUAAAACAUAGCUUUUAAGAA
Plodia interpunctella (Indianmeal moth) is the source of this 454-nucleotide messenger RNA. It is a transcript of the gene Spase12, whose product is annotated as Spase 12-subunit. Gene Ontology annotation, biological process: protein targeting to ER. The coding region runs from base 104 to 385 and encodes 93 amino acids. The transcript has a single exon. Gene Ontology annotation, cellular component: signal peptidase complex; endoplasmic reticulum membrane. NCBI's taxonomy places the organism in Eukaryota, Metazoa, Arthropoda, Insecta, Lepidoptera, Pyralidae. The record is from RefSeq and is a predicted model, not a curated record.